GAGCGCAGCUGCCGUGCAUUCGGCUGCGUGUUUGUGUGCGUGCGUGCGUGUCCCAAUGCGAACAAGUUGAUUAUUGUUGGACUUUUUUUUUGUUUAAAGAAGAAAAUGUCUUCAAAGAAGUGCUGACGAAGUAAGUGUUUGUUUGUUUAAUGUGAAGUAAUGAAGUGGGAAACAAACAACUUUACUGCGCGCGACCCCCGGAAAGCACGCGCAAUCUACGCACUUUAAUCAAUUUUAUUCCAGCUGAUGCUUUGGGCCGCGCACGGAGGUGCCGCGUGCGCGCGCGUGUGCCUUCUUUUCAAUGUGCAGAGUCAUUCAUGUCUGUUCGUUCAUGAGAUAGUAGAACACGUCACGUCACGGGAGGCGAGAAACACGACGCCGUGGAGGAGAAAAAGUGUCCGCGCUUUGGCCACGAACACGCGCAAAAUGCUCAAGACUUUGACAAAGAAGCUCAGGAGACAUUCACUCAAUGAGAUCCAUCCGUUAAAACUCAAGAUUUCUUACCACGGCGGUGUUGAGGGUGGAGAGAGUGAUGACUCAGAGGGUGAGAACCAGGAGCUUGCACAGAUUGAUAGAGAGAGAAGAAGGAACUGUGCACUCACCCCUUUGGCUACCAGCCAGCAGCACAACCAGGGCCCACUCUCUCCAGCCCGUUUACGAUGCCUCCGCCUCCUCCUGGAUGCCAAUCUGGAUCCUCACUCUUCAGAGGAAGAACUUGAGAAAAUCAGCUGUGGAGACAACAGGAAGUGGGUGUCUGCACUUCCUCAGUGUCAUAGCGACCACCACAGUAGUGCCUCCAGUGAUGAGGAGGUGCGGGACCUCUGUGGUUGCAAGUCACCAGCUGCCUCUGCCAGUCCUCUAGUUGUACCGAACAGUUGCCUGGCCAACUCUCCCAGCCCCGUGCUCUUCAGCUCCAGCCCACCACGCAGCCUCAGGCCACCCCCCAUGCGCUUUCAGCUCCAGGUGGUUCAGCCAGUGACGCGACCUAUUAUCCUGACGCACUUUGACCAGUCGGUUGCCCCUUACCGGAAAUAUCGCCAAAGCUAUAGCGGGGAGCCGGGGAGGCCAAGUCUAGACCUGGAGAAAAUGCAACAGAAAAUGCUGCUGAAGAACUGUGGAGGAAAAACACGGAGCAUAAAGAUCCGAAAUUUAACUGGCAGUCGUCCUCCGCCCCAGGUACUCCUACGAUCCGUCCAUCUUUGCCUUCCAGUCCCUCAGCACAGUUCCCCCGUGCAGCCCGCUGACCCUGUCUGAAGAUCCGCCGUGUUCUUAAGGAAGUUCACACCCACAUGGCUGUUUUUCAUGCUGCCUGCCACAGAACAAGCAGUGAGUGCAACAAUAGACCUUUGACUCUGAC
Molecule: messenger RNA, 1357 nt
Organism: Thalassophryne amazonica
Lineage: Eukaryota; Metazoa; Chordata; Actinopteri; Batrachoidiformes; Batrachoididae
Exons: 5
Coding region: 247-1254 (335 amino acids)
Source: RefSeq, a predicted model, not a curated record